AUGCUGAGGGCUGAUUGUUACGGCGGUCACCAUGACAUCUUCGAGAGAGAAAUUCUCUUCAGAAUCUCGGAAGUGGCUAGGCGAAGUUCUCAUCUCGGUCGAAACUACGUGUCCCAUCUUCUGGAGCAUUUCACGCAUACAGGACCCAAUGGAGAUCAUGUUUGCUUGGCGUUUGAUGUCCUAGGGCAUCACUUGGACUUCCAAUCCGCCAGGCAUGAAGAUGGAAAACUACCUGUAAACGUAGUGAAAGUCAUCACGCGGCAGCUUCUUCUUGGGCUUGACUUCCUCCAUAGAGAGUGUGGGAUCAUUCAUACCGAUUUGAAACCAACGAAUAUACUUCUAGAGCUGGAAAAUCCAAACAGCACUAUUUCCCAUUAUCUGUCGCAAGUUCCCGCGCGGACCAACUCUCAACGUGGUGUUCCUCUUCGAGAGGUCAUUCCAACGCCGCUCGUCUCGGAAACAAAACAUCUCCAUGUCAGGCUAAUCGACUUCGGUGUCGCAUCUUGGAGAGAACAUCAUCUGUCAGAUUCUAUCCAGUCGCCAGCCCUAAGGGCGCCUGAAGUGACGAUAGGUGCUCCUUUGGAUAUUGGUGUGGACAUAUGGAGUCUCGGGUGCCUUGUGAUGGAGCUUGUUCAAGGAAUAGUCCUUUUCUCCGGGGAAGCAUCAGCGAAUGGGACCUGGACAGCCGAAGAUGACCAUCUAGCCAGGAUCAUUGAAGUUCUCGGCCAAUUUCCACUUGGCUUUAUAGAAAAAGGGAAUAACGCCGCACAUUUCUUUGACAAGGAGGGAAAUCUUCUUCGAAUUCCUAACUUGAAACCUACCUGCCUUGAACGCCUGAUUGCCGGCCAAACAAAACCUUUCCUAAAACCUAUCGAUAUGCCUGAGGCCGAAGUGCCGAUAUUUGUUGAUUUCAUCAAGGGACUGCUUGAAAUCGACCCUAGGUCUCGAAAGUCUGCGGCUGAGCUACUGCAACAUGAAUGGAUCCAUCUGUAG
Molecule: messenger RNA, 993 nt
Organism: Aspergillus puulaauensis
Lineage: Eukaryota; Fungi; Ascomycota; Eurotiomycetes; Eurotiales; Aspergillaceae
Exons: 5
Coding region: 1-993 (330 amino acids)
Biological process (GO): protein phosphorylation; regulation of mRNA processing; spliceosomal complex assembly
Molecular function (GO): protein kinase activity; ATP binding
Source: RefSeq, a predicted model, not a curated record